Messenger RNA from Rubroshorea leprosula, 592 nucleotides. The record is from the annotation of a GenBank genome assembly. NCBI's taxonomy places the organism in Eukaryota, Viridiplantae, Streptophyta, Magnoliopsida, Malvales, Dipterocarpaceae.
GGGUUCAUUUCAAUAGUCACUGGAAGUGGAGAGGAAAGCAUUUGCUGACAAUCUACAAGAUCAGAGUUCAGGAGAAAGAGAAAGAGAACUGGAUUUAAACAGCUCCGAAAGGGUGAAAGACAGUGUGAUUUAGAAUCUCAUACUGAUGGUGAUGGAUAUAGAUGCCAGAUAAACAGUGGUAUCGUGGAAGCUGCUGAAACUGGUGCUAGUAUUGAAUCAACAACACAGAUUGUUAACCACAGGCAUUGUACCAAUGGUUUUUCAGAUGUUAUCAGCAGUCCCCACAAUAUGGAUGUUGAUGACUCUGCUGGAGUUCAUUGGGAAUGCAAAGCUACAUUUGAAGAUAUGAACUGUAGGGUUGAACUCAAUCCUCACCAAAUUGUGAACCCUUGCAAAGAGAGUGAUUUAAGUGUCACAAAUGAGGGUGCAAAGGUUGGUUUAUUAUCCUUGUCUUUGUCGCUAUAGUUCUUUAACUCUUUUAUUUCAUUGUUUGGCUUAGUCUUGCAUAAGAUAGUUCAAUUUUAUGAGAUCCCCUCUUAGGGUAGACAUGCAGACACUUGUUAGCAAAGCUUACCUAGCAGUUUAAGCUAUU